AUUCAACUGAACAGCAAGCGCACCUACCCUACCUGCAAGCGCACCGCCCGCCGUCGAAGGCGAAGACCUAGUUCCCGGUCCGUCGCGAUGGCUGCCGUGGCCCGCCGCGGCCCCGGGGCGCGCCUCCUCGCGGCGCUCCUCCUGCUGGCGCUGGUCGUCUCCGGGCACUGCCUGGACGCGCACCACCGCGGGCUGAAGCGCCGGCGGCGGAAGCACGAGAUCCAUUCCCCGGUCAAGACGGUGGUGGUGGUGGUGAUGGAGAACCGCAGCUUCGACCACAUCCUCGGCUGGCUCCGCCGCACCCGCCCCGACAUCGACGGCCUCACGGGCCGCGAGUCGAACCGCCUCAACGCCUCCGACCCCGCAUCCCCGGAGAUCUUCGUCACCGACGAGGCCGGCUACGUAGACUCCGACCCCGGCCACGGCUUCGAGGACAUCCGGGAGCAGAUCUUCGGCUCCGCCGACACCUCCGCGGUGCCGCCCCCAAUGUCCGGAUUCGCCCAGAACGCGCGCGGCAUGGGCCUCGGCAUGCCGCAGAACGUCAUGAGCGGCUUCAAGCCCGACGCCGUCCCCAUCUACGCCUCCCUCGCCGACGACUUCGCCGUGUUCGACCGCUGGUUCGCCUCCGUGCCCACCUCCACGCAGCCCAACCGCCUGUUCGUCCACUCGGCGACCUCCCACGGCCUCACCUUUAACGCCCGCAAGGACCUCAUCCAUGGUUUCCCGCAGAAGACCAUCUUUGACAGCCUCGAGGAGAAUGGCCUGUCUUUUGGCAUCUACUACCAGAACAUCCCGGCCACGCUCUUCUACCAGAGCCUCCGCCGCCUAAAGCACCUCAUUAAGUUCCACCAGUACAGCCUCAAGUUCAAGUUGCACGCCAAGUUGGGGAAGCUGCCAAAUUAUGUGGUGAUUGAACAAAGGUACUUUGAUUGCGAGAUGUUCCCAGCAAACGAUGAUCAUCCCUCGCAUGAUGUGGCAAGGGGACAGAGGUUCGUCAAAGAGGUGUAUGAAACACUGAGAGCCAGUCCGCAGUGGAACGAGACGGCCCUGAUUAUCACAUAUGAUGAGCAUGGUGGAUUCUAUGACCAUGUACCUACGCCGGUCGUUGGAGUGCCCCAGCCUGAUGGAAUAGUUGGGCCUGAUCCAUACUACUUCAAGUUCGAACGGCUUGGGGUGCGUGUUCCCACCUUUCUCAUCUCACCUUGGAUAGAGAAGGGCACUGUGAUCCAUGAACCAAAUGGUCCACAGGAUACCUCGCAAUAUGAGCAUUCGUCCAUCCCUGCAACAGUAAAGAAGCUAUUCAAUUUACAUUCUAACUUUCUGACAAAGAGAGAUGCAUGGGCUGGGACCUUUGAGAGCUACUUCAAAAUCCGGAAAACACCAAGAACUGACUGUCCAGAGAAGCUCCCAGAGGUGACGAAGUCAUUGCGACCAUUUGGUCCCAAGGAAGAUUCGUCUCUCUCGGAAUUUCAAGUGGAGUUGAUUCAACUUGCUUCACAGCUCAACGGUGAUCACGUACUGAACACGUACCCAGAUAUUGGCAGGACCAUGACUGUCGGGGAAGCAAACCGCUACGCAGAGGAUGCUGUCGCCAGGUUCCUGGAAGCUGGUCGGAUUGCUUUGAGAGCUGGUGCAAAUGAAUCUGCUUUGGUGACGAUGAGGCCUGCUCUCACCAGCAGGGCCUCAAUGUCCUCUGGUUUAUCAUCAGAGCUCUAGUAGAUUGCUCCGGUCUACCCAUAAACUACACAUUGGCAUUCGCUCUGAUUCAGCUGUGGCUGAAUCAGAGCUCUUGUGUAACGUGGUAAGAGAGCCUACCACUUGGCGGUGUAGUGCAAAUAUGAUACUAUAGCAUCAUGUAACAGACAGCAUGGUUUUGUAAAUAGACGUCAUGAUAUUGGACAUCUGGAUUCUGAUACAGUAUAUGUCGAAGUCCCCUCCUGGAUAGUGUGUAGUGGGGAUUUCUAAAGCAUUGUGGAAUUGUACCUAUUCUGUAUUCAGUCUGUAUUUUACUGUACUGUACCUGCUUGUCAAGCAGCUGAACUGCACUUUGGAGUGAUGUAUCAUAUGCUACUUAAACAAAU
Messenger RNA from Zea mays, 2081 nucleotides. RefSeq lists its product as uncharacterized. The coding region runs from base 88 to 1716 and encodes 542 amino acids. Gene Ontology annotation, molecular function: hydrolase activity, acting on ester bonds. The transcript is spliced from 3 exons. Gene Ontology annotation, biological process: phospholipid catabolic process. The record is from RefSeq and is marked validated. NCBI's taxonomy places the organism in Eukaryota, Viridiplantae, Streptophyta, Magnoliopsida, Poales, Poaceae.